GGUGGACACGGCGGCGGUUUUGGAGGAGGACAUGGCGGCGGAUUUGGUGGUGGCCACGGAGGUGGUGGAUACGGUGGUGGCGGCGGUGUAAUCAUCGAGCAUGGAGGACAUGGUGAUAGUGGUGGUGGAUUCGGCGGAGGUGGACAUGGAGGUGGAUACGGAGGAGGAGGAGGUGGCUACGGCGGUGGACACGGUGGCGGUUUUGGAGGUGGAUUUGGGGGAGGCGGAGGUGGUGAUCAUCACUUUGACUCCAGCGGCUAUGGCAAUAGUAUAUCGUCUGGUUUUGGCAGCAGUGGACAUGGCGGAAGCAGUUAUAGUUCCAGUGGUGGCUUGGAUUCCUAUUCAAGCGGUUAUGGUGGUGGCGGUGGCGGUGGAGGUCACGGUGGUGGCGGUGGAGGUUUCUCCGGUUACCACAAAAAGAAGAAGAAAUAAGAAUGAUCAUAUUGUAACCAAUAAUGUUGCGCAAAAUGUGCAACGGACAUAUCGGUAGCCGUGAUAUUUUUUUAUUGAUCGGUACAGCUACUGUCGCGAAUAUUCUUUAACGAUAAUCGCAAUGUCACCACUUUAAUUGUGAUUUAGCAAUCAUGUAAAUGUGAUAGACGAUAUUAGGUGAAGUGAACCGUAAUCAGCGCGUUAGAAAUUAUUUCCAUUCAUGAAAUCGAUUCAUGGUGAAAGAUAAUUUAAUAUCUUUUUGAUUUCUUCGAGCUUUGUUAUACUGUAAUUGUUUCUUUACGGGCUUGUGGUUGUUUUUAAUCAUUAAUUGUUGAUAGAUAAUACUGAAGACGAAAAUAUAUCGAAUACAAUUAUUUUAUAUUAAUUUUAUAGAAAACUCACAAACGGACGUAACUAAUGACGACGAACAAGACUAAUACUCAUAUCGCGAAAAUUUUACGUUUUUCGCGAAACCUCAGAACAUGGACGUGACGACUACAGACAUUAAAAAUAGUUUCUUGAACAUUUAGAUGUCGAAGAAAGUAAGUUAACAUUUUUGAUAUCGUAUUAUAGACUGCUAUUCAAAGAGACGACAACUGAACAAAUACGUUUGACAUGACGAUUUAUGACGAUUUCAUUUCUUAAAUUUUUAUGAACAAAUCAAUCGAUAAAUUGUUGAUAGACGAUAACUCAUUUAACUAAUUUACGCGAUGAAUUAAUGACGGUAUACGUAUAAAAUUGCAGGAAUACGUUACAUAAUAUUAGUUGACGAUACUUGAGCUCGCUUACCUUAAAUCGCGACUUUCUGAGGGCACGUGAUUUUAAAAUAUUAAAUUAUUCAUUUUAAUGUCGAUAAAAAUUUUAGAAAUGAAUAAUUGUGUAUAAGAAUAUCUAUAGAAAUAUGUAACGUGAGUUAAAAAAUGGUCUAUAAGGAAAAUUAUGAAGCAAUUAGCCAGUUUGUGAUACCAAUCGAGUGCACAUCGUCAUAAUUUAUAAUUUUGUGACCGUGUUCAUAUAUUUUUAUACCUUAUUGUUAAAUUUGGCAUCUUAAUUUAAAUUCUCAUGUGCCUCGCUCACCUUAGCAAUUAGUGUCCCGUAAAAAUGCAACUGCGAUUCACUGAUUCGAAUGUAUACACAAAGUAACAUGUUAUAUAUAUUUGUAUAUAAUAUAUUUUGUAAAUAGAAUAUUUUAUAUGUAUGGUGUUAUCUCCAAUAAAAUUUUUGUACAUUUUUAAUAUGCUGUUUUAUCUUCCCUUCAAAGGAAUCGACGAAAUUAAUUAGUUUGUUUCUAGAAUUAUGUAUGAAUAUGUAUAAUGUCAUAUCUAAACUAAAAAAAUAUAAAAAGUUUCUUGAAUGGAUUAAUAGUUUGGAGAAAACGUUUGAAAUUCCUGAGUGAAUAGUUUAAAUAACUUCUUGUUAUCGUUUCUUAUUUAGUUUCUAUAUGAUUUAAUAUGGUUUAGAUUCUACACGAUUCUAUAUAAAAGAAAAUGUGAUAGUAAAUAAAAUAAAUAAAGCAUUCCGCCUCUGACAAUAUUCAAUCCGUGAUGCUUGCAUUUCUGGUAACUAAACAUGACUGAUAAUCAUACAUCGGCUAUAUAAACGUCCUGCACUGAUAUAAAAGAACAUUUAUUUAACGCGAUAAUGUACUUAAUAUUUCAAAACUUCAAUUUUAUUAAAUAUUAUUCUAUAAUAACACGAUCGUACGUGAAUGCAUAAAAUGUUUCAAUACAUCACAGGAUUAUCCAGAUAUAAUAUCCGGACACAUGUGUCCUGUCAUUUUAACAAAGGAUUUCACUUAAGAAUAUAUUCGAUGCAAAGUUAUUCUUCAAACUGGCAAAAAAGCAAUUAAUUGAAGUAAAAGUAAGCUUUUUCUCAAAUAAGUUAUAUCGAAAGCAUCAAUCUUACUUUCAGAAUAACCUUCCUUCUCAUACAAGACGCACCGCUACAUUAAUUAAUUCGCAUUCGUGUAGCGGGGAGUAAUAAUCAUUUGGUGCACAAUGUAUGUGUUGAAUAUAAAUUUCACUUCCUAAUAAGUGCUCAUUUACCGAAGCGCUUCAAUCAUCAACAUCUGUUAACGUCACAAUAAAGUCCAUAUUUAUGAGAUCGUAAAGACGCGUCGGAUUAGUUCGAAAUGGAAAGUAACCGGAAAGUGAAAGAACCAAUCGUGUGAUAAACGAGGCGC
This is a messenger RNA of Ooceraea biroi (clonal raider ant), 2614 nucleotides long. RefSeq lists its product as uncharacterized. The record is from RefSeq and is a predicted model, not a curated record. NCBI's taxonomy places the organism in Eukaryota, Metazoa, Arthropoda, Insecta, Hymenoptera, Formicidae.